UCCCAGAACCUCACCUAAGCUUCAUGUGGGCACGGACCAGCAUCCUCUCUUCGGAACCGGAAAAGCAAACCGGCCGGUAGAUUUGUGCCAAGAAUAUUUCCACUCUGCAGCAAAAUUGCCAAGCCAAACCUUCCCCGCUGCUGCAACAGAAUCCACCUCACACAUCUUUGAUGACACAUCACGCAACCGCGCGGUCUCCUCGUCCAAGCAUCCAAGCAAUUGCUGACAAAGCAAUAUCCCAUCUGACAAAGAGCAUCAUUCGAGCAAACGACAAACCCUGGCCGGCAUCCCCAAGAAGAGGCGCGAUAUUUGCUGCUUGGACGGGAAAAGAACUCGCGGGAUCACAGAUCGGAAAAUUUGACGCAUUUCCGAGAGUCCCUUAUCUCCUGGCUGGUUUUCCCUUGGUCCGUUCAAACUGCUGCUCACUUAAGCUGUGGUGUCGAGGUACUGGGUAAUACAUACAGACCGAAACGUCUCGAUCUGGCUGCUUGCUCUCGUCGUGUUGUCGCGUUCUGAACGUGUUAUUCCCAGCCCCUCGGAUUUGACGGUAUAACAAGAUCCGUAUCCGUUGGUAAGUCCCGCGGCUUUGAUGAUGGAAUGGGGGUUUAAAAACAAGAUGCUGACAUAGCCAAGCCCGCGCUGCACAAGGCCAUCCGUUGCUCCAGAAAGAAACAAAAAAAGAAGGACAGUCAGCAUUCCAAUUGCCAUUGCCGGUCGGCGCAGUGCAUUCAGUGGCUCGAGUUGGUGUGUACAGGUAUUGCUUUUGUACGCUCUGUACGCCACCCCUCGCCUCACCACCACCACCCACCAAAACUUCCAUCACCUAAUCAACUCCAUCGAACUGCACUGCUGAGUCAGGACGGCCACUGUGGCAUCGACCUGUCCAAUGUCUAGCGUCAAGAUCGGUAAGUUACUUUACAUUCAUCGUCGUCAUCUGCUUCGUUUCACCCUUGAGGAAAGAUAUAACCACACACCGGACAACAAACACCAUGUCCUGCAACCAAUAUUCAUCAGUCAUUCCGUCGUUGCCUUCUCUUCUGCAGCUCUAGGUGCAAGUGCGCCAUGCGCUGCACAGUACAGGUGUCCGCAGAAACAGGCCGUUUUGCUGUUGCCUGUCAAGUGCUCGCGCUGCACCAUGGUCGUCCCUCGUGUCCCUCAGCAAUAGCGGUCGCCGUUACCGUUGCCGACAAAGAUGGUGAUACUUUUGCUGGACAUUUCUGGCGUGGUCAAACACUCUCGGUCAUCAGAACUUCUUCUUGCCGGCGACAUCUCAUUGCCACAUCUUGUCCUGGUGUAUAUACGCUUCCAAGGGCAGGUCCCUGGCUUGCUUAUCAACCAAAUCCGAUGGCCACCGUCCCAUCCGACAUCUCAGAUCCUCCCCCGCAUCCUCCGUUUCCGUUAGGUUCAUGGUAGUGCCCCGCGGGCCCCUGUCUGUUUGCUCGGUCCGUGGUAACGCGGCGCAUCAACUGUGCGCUGAGGAUUUUGGUUCACUUCUGGAUACAAGAAGGCCCUUCUUACCGCCGUCGUAUCCCUGCCCCUCCUCACCACGCACUUCCUUACAUAAUUCUUCCUUCUUCCCUCCAUCCCACGUUGGCACCUUGCCGGCAUCUGUCCUGCACCACCCACUUGCAUCUUGUUAUUAUCUGUUGUUGCCGUUGUAAGUGCUCGGUCUCCGGCUUUCCUUGCUGUUGGACGUUGGAUCUCUCUCGGCCUGCUGGUGCUUGUGUUUGCAAGGACGGCGUAUAUCCCCAUCCGGUAGCAUGCCUUGGAUUUAUAAUCUGUCCAACCCAACAUGUCCUACCUUCGCAGGCAAACCAGCAGCGUCUCUCACCUUAUAUCUCCGGGCUCCGAGGAUGUUAAUACGGCACCGUUGUCUCUUAUUCAGUCCGAGGUCUUUUUUGACCCUUUCACACUUUCAGCAUUUCUUUCCCCUCCCCACAUUUGACAAUGUGUGGUUGCUUGGAAAUAUAUUUAUUUCUACCGUUGCACAUUACACAGGAUACCUGAACAGGCUGAGUAUACUGACCUAUUAUAAUUCAUAGAGCCUAUUGCUCGAGAAGAUCCAGCUGUGCCCUCGCCAGUUGCUGCCCCAGUGUUAGCACCACCCCAACACAGCGGUUUACAACCACCUCAAACUUUCCAGAACCAUUCACACGUGCAGCCUGAGGGUCCUGGGGAUAACAGAACCUCACCUGCUACAACAGUGGCCAGCCACCCUCCGCCACCACAUGGAUAUAGCCACGCACCAUUGCAACAAGGUGAGGCUUACAUCCAUCCAGAGCUACGAUCGGCUCACGAUCUUGCACCUCCUCCUGGCUACGCACACCCGCCUGCCAUGAUCCCCGCCGGUGUGCCCCCUCCACCUGAACAAGUAGCCGUCAUGUCUGGUCCUACUGCCGUCAUUGCUCCAACAGCCGGCAUGAUGGACAAUGGAGAGACGGCCGACGGAAGAAAAAAGCGUGAGCUUUCCCAGUCUAAACGCGCCGCCCAAAACAGAGCCGCACAGCGAGCAUUCCGCCAAAGAAAAGAAGGCUACAUCAAGAAGCUUGAGCAGCAGGUUGCGGAAUUCAAUCAGAUGGAGGAGAGCGUCAAGGCGAUGCAGGCCGAGAAUUUUCAGCUGAGGGAGUACAUCAUCCACCUACAGUCGCGGUUGCUAGAGAGUCAAGGGAGUUUCCCGCCGCCGCCGGAAAAUAUCAGUCUUGCUCAUCCUAGCAGUGUUCAGGGGAGAGCUCCUGAGGGUGGGGCUGCGGGUGCGGUUCAACCGCCGCCGGGGGCUGCUCAAGGUCAGCAGCAGCCAGUGCCGGCGCCGAAUCCUCUGGAGGUUGCCGCGCAGGCUGUUGCGGGGUUGAGUAGGACUAGCGAGCAGGGCCAUAGAGGGGGGCAGCAAGUGAAUGAUCCGUACGCCGGGUUGAGGGCUGUGGCGGCGAUGAGGGGGGAAGGGGAGGAUGUUAGCACUACGGAGGAGAUUACGAGGCAGUUGCAAGGGGAGGGGGGGCAGGAGGGGAACCUGCCUGGGGCUGCUAUGUAGAGACUGGUCGCAGCGGUGAUGGAUGGAGAG
Molecule: messenger RNA, 3058 nt
Organism: Podospora pseudopauciseta
Lineage: Eukaryota; Fungi; Ascomycota; Sordariomycetes; Sordariales; Podosporaceae
Exons: 2
Coding region: 2336-3028 (230 amino acids)
Biological process (GO): regulation of DNA-templated transcription
Cellular component (GO): RNA polymerase II transcription regulator complex
Molecular function (GO): DNA-binding transcription activator activity, RNA polymerase II-specific; transcription cis-regulatory region binding
Source: RefSeq, a predicted model, not a curated record